Molecule: messenger RNA, 582 nt
Organism: Arctia plantaginis
Lineage: Eukaryota; Metazoa; Arthropoda; Insecta; Lepidoptera; Erebidae
Source: the annotation of a GenBank genome assembly
AUGGCACUGGUUCAAAAAGAAGAAAAAGAUCCUGACGGCUCAGACCAGAAAGUGUCAAUAAUGUUGAACGGCGAGGAAUCUGAAUUAUACUUCGUCAAUUGCACAUCAGUAAAGGAGGAAAUAGAACGAGCUGAGCCCCCAGACGCAUUCGUGGUAAUAUAUUCGGUAGUGGACAAGGCAUCCUUCCAGAAGGCGGAGCAGGAUCUGAUCAAGCUGAUGGACAGUGACAUGCUACGCUCACGGCCUGCAUUACUAGUAGCAAACAAGAUCGACUUAGCAAGGAGUCGAGCUGUCUCCACACAGGAUGGCAAAUGUCUCGCGUGCACCUACAAGGCAAAGUUCAUAGAAAUAUCAGUGGGCAUAAAUCACAAUGUAGACGAGCUAGUCGUGGGAAUCUUAAACCAAAUUCGUCUUAAACGACAGCAGUACUCCGCGGAAGGUGGCAGGGAAUCUUCACCAGCUCACUGGUACAAAUCAAGAGGAGUUGUGAGAGCCAGCAUGAAGGCGCGUCAGAUGUUUACCUGGAUCUUCGGUAAGGAAGAUUCCAAGUUCAAAAACUGUGAGAACCUUCACGUACUGUGA